Gekko japonicus is the source of this 879-nucleotide messenger RNA. Its product is annotated as pancreatic secretory granule membrane major glycoprotein GP2-like. Gene Ontology annotation, cellular component: cell surface; apical plasma membrane. The transcript has 7 exons. Lineage: Eukaryota; Metazoa; Chordata; Lepidosauria; Squamata; Gekkonidae. Gene Ontology annotation, biological process: neutrophil migration. The record is from RefSeq and is a predicted model, not a curated record. Bases 1 to 879 code for a protein of 292 amino acids.
AUGAAUGCUUUGAAGCUUAGAUUUGAAUCAGAUGGCACUCACAUUAUUUUCCUUAACACCAUACAGAACAACUUCUCUGAUAUAAUCACUAGAACUUUUAUCAACAUCACAUUUGCCUGCCGAUAUCCUAUUAAUUACAUGGUACAGCAGCCUAAUGGAGAAAAUAAGAUCAGUGUUGAUAUCAGGACAAUUACACUAAAUACUGAAGAUGGAAACUUUUCUGUGUCCAUGAUACUGUACAAAGACCCACAUUUCGAAGACAUGUGGACUACAAUUCCCUUUUUGACUCUAGAGGACAACAUAUUUGUCAAAGUUAAAAUGGUUCCAGGUAAUUUAAUAAUUAGACUUGAAAACUGCUGGUCUACCCCAACAAAAGAUCCUGUUCAGGCUAUUCAGUAUUCCUUUAUUAAAGACAGCUGUCCACAAAUUGUAAAAGAUGAAACCUUGUCAGUAAUAAUGAAUGGAGAAGGUGAAGAAGCAAUGUUUAGGAUCCAGAUGUUCAAAUUUGUUGGUGCCUCAUUCAAUCAUGUUUUCCUACACUGCACAGUUCAGAUUUGUCACAAUACAGCAUUUGUUUGCAAACCAAAUUGCACAAACAAUGACAGUCUGGCCAGAAGUAAAAGAGAAGCCACACCUUUUUCUAAUCACAUGGUGUCAUAUGGUCCUAUAAAACGAAAACUGGUACAUAAUGGGGAGACAAAUAUAAGUGGAGGAAGACUUCUGCCAAUAGAAAUAUUGGUCUUUGGAGGAGUUCUAGUAGCUGUUCUGGUGAUAGCUGCGGUUUUUGGAAACCUUUUAUUUCAGUCAAGAAGGACAUACCCUGCUAUGCAAGCACAGCUGACAAUGUCCCGUUUUCACAGAUCUGAAGUCCCAUCAUGA